CGCGCGAAGGGACGCUGGGCCCAGAUCCUCAACAUGAGCACGAAGCGCGAGCGGCAUGGCCACGGCACCAUGCUGAUCGCGGGCCUCGAGGAGCUGCUCCGCCGCGAGGACGUCGACGUCGUGGUGCUGUACCCGGCCGAGAAUGGCCGCGCGCCCGCUUUCUGGUCCUCCAUCGGCUUCGGGAAUCGCGAGAACAGCUUCCUGCCAGAGGAGGAGCUGGUGCCCCACGACCAGGUCCGGCCGGGCACGAAGGACACGCCCGGGCCACUGCUGCCCGAGUUCGACCCCGGAACGCGGCGGCCCCCCAAAGCCACGCCGAGGGGCUCCGCCCAAAUUUUCGAGGCGGACCCGGCCGACAGCGCGAGGGCCCGCCCCUGCGCUCACAUCCCGCACGUCGCCGCCCUGGCCUGCCUGGCCUUCGCGGCGAGGAGCAGGGUGGCCACCAUCCCCCUCAUCCUGCUCAGCACCGCAGUGGAGACCAGCAGGGACGGGGUCGGACUCCAGGCACCCUGGGCGCCCUGGGCGGCGGUGCGGGGGCGUUGCGGCGCGCUGCACCUGCAGAGGGCGGGGCGCUGCGCGCAGCGCGACCGUGCCUCGGCGCCACCUCCUCCCAGGCGGUAG
Molecule: messenger RNA, 621 nt
Organism: Prorocentrum cordatum
Lineage: Eukaryota; Dinophyceae; Prorocentrales; Prorocentraceae
Source: the annotation of a GenBank genome assembly